Molecule: messenger RNA, 5691 nt
Organism: Blastomyces dermatitidis ER-3
Lineage: Eukaryota; Fungi; Ascomycota; Eurotiomycetes; Onygenales; Ajellomycetaceae
Product: gelsolin repeat protein
Exons: 3
Coding region: 227-5023 (1598 amino acids)
Biological process (GO): barbed-end actin filament capping; actin filament severing
Molecular function (GO): actin filament binding; phosphatidylinositol-4,5-bisphosphate binding
Source: RefSeq, a predicted model, not a curated record
AUUUAGCCGCAUUAUGUAAGACAGUUGACCGAGCAGCAUGGACGAACAAGAAUGAGGCGGACUAUCUUCCUUGGCCCACGACCAUAAAUUUCCCCAAAAAGACUCAGGAUCAAGACCUCGGGACGGAAUCCUGUUAUUUUCUGAUGCCUCGCUGUCCGUAUAUGGUGCAAGACGGUUCUUGGUUUCCCCCCUCCCUUUGUCGGUUUGCAGGUAGGCAGCGUGAGCCAUGGAGCGCGGGACCGAGGCGGGUGGUUCUGAGGAUGUCAGCGACUUUCUUGACCGCAUCCGUGAGCUGGGCAACAAGCGCGACAAGGAAGACGAAGAGCGCGCUAGAAAGCUAGAAGAAGAGAUCAUACAAGGCCGGAAAGAAAGACAGGCUAGAAGAGCUGAGCGUGCCCGAUCCAUAUCCCCAACCAAAGACUCCCCCGGCCCCUACAAUACUUCCCCUUUGGCAGCAAGCGUGUCUCACUCCUCUCCCAUACGCGCACAGUCAAUUGAACCCCCGUUAACACUUCUCCCAUCCCCACAAAAAGAAACUUCCGAUACUACACUCGCAGCGAGGGAAAUGGGGGAUUCUGAUGCGGCCAAAACAGACGAUCUGGCGCGUAACUUUGCCAGACUAUCAACAUCAUCACGGCCUUCCUCGCGAGGGUUGACUUGGCAGCAACGGCCUGGCUCUCGAGAUAUCGAUACUGGUACGGUGCCGUUCCCAUCCUUCCAUUCGCCUAAAUCUACUGUCGAAACGCGUUUGGGGUCUACUUCCACACCGGACGCGGAUCAAACUCCGUCUCGAUCUCACAUUGCCCAGUCGCUGGCUUCAAAGGACCCUACCUGGUUUCGACAGACAGCUGAGCGCGGAACUGGAUCUCCUGCAUAUAGACGCGCCCAAGACAGUUCUAUGUCGGAUGUUUCUAUGAUGAGCGGGAACACGAGGUUGCCUGGUUUUAGCAGAGAGUCGAAGGUAGACUCUGAGAAGGUAAUAAACAACGAUUAUACCAGUGACCGUUCAGGGUCUCCGUCCAGGGGCAGUUCUGUAUAUGGCACUAGCAGCCUGGGAAACAGGUACUCCAGCAUUUCUUCUGUCUCUACGACUGGUGGAUUAGGGUCCCCGGUUCCGCUGUCCAGCACUCAGAGAGUAGAGUCGCGUGCGUCUUUCACUGCAAAUGAUCCUCACGCAACAGACCGUCUGGCAAUGUCCCCGUCUCAAGGUCGGAUUGCUGCGGAUCGACCCUCUUCUCCAACGAAAGGAUUGGGUGGUUUUGUGCAAAGUGCUAUGAUGAAGCGGUCUGAUAGCGUUUCAAAGAGAUGGAGCCACCAACAGGGGCGGGGCAGUGUAGCCUCCAAGCCAGUCUCCCAGACGCCCACAACUCUACCUAGAGAAGCAAGCGAUGAAGUGCCUCAUCUUCCAGGUUCACGCCCUGGCUCGAGCCACAGCGAAGCAACAACUAUUCGCCAGCAAGGGAGGGGGGAUCUGGAACGAUCGAAAUCACCCAAUGAUGCUUUCGUGAAACCGUCACUUCCUUCCCAGCCAUUGUCGCGAUCCGGUUCGAUUAGCAAUGCGGGAGACAAGCCGUCGGACUUGCCUGCCAGCCCAUCAAAAACAAUGGAUUCGCGGCGAUGGAGUCCCACGAAAGCCACUUGGUUGGAGAGUGCGCUAAACAAACCAGAUUCUCCCAAGCCUAAACCGCAGUUUCAAGAGGAACCUGAAUGGAAGAAAGGGUUAAGUAACAGACUCAGGCAAAACAAAGCUAGUGUCGAUUUGGGAAGACCGGGAUCUCUAAAAUUCUCAGCGCAAAAUGAGAACCAACCUCCAACAGAAUCGAAAGGUGCCUUAUUCCAAUCUUCCAGAGAAUCUGAAAAUCAGGAUGCCCUAAACACAGCGAAAUCUAGCCACCCAAGGCCACGUAACGCUCUAGAAUCCGACAAUGGAAGACUACGCAUUGACUCAACGGCGAGUGAAUCACAGGCUCCUGAAAACCCUCAGCAGCUUGAUGGCCUGAAGUCAGGGGCUAUCGGUUCUCCCAAACAAAGUAGCGAUAGUCCAGCGGUAGCGUCACCUGGAGGCCCUCAAAAGGGGAUAGGACCCCUAGGGAAACUGUCAACCGAAGGGAUUUCACCGAAACUGAAGCCUUCCACACCUCCCUUAAAUGACUUCAGAGCGAACUUGCGCCGUCGCGAAAUAGCAGACGAAGCUUCCAACAAAGAUGAGCCGGAGUUCAAGAAUGUUUUUGGAAAGCUAAGGAGGACCGAAACGAAAAACUAUGUCGCACCCGACGUAUUGAAAGAUAACAUUCUACGAGGCAAAGCCGGCCUGAACGCAACAGGAGGACCGAAAAGGUCUGAUAAAGUGGACGAAUUCAAGGAAAGUAUUCUUAAACAGAAAGAGGCAAUGAAAGCUGGUGGAGGUUCGAUCCGACGCCCAACUAUUGGAGAUAGCAGGUCUCCUUCCCCGGACAAACCGUCGCCUGAGAUCCCGGAGGCCAUUGCAAGGCGGAGAGCCAUGACAAAGUCCAGAAGUGGAAGUAUUAUUCCUAACUUUUCGGGGAACGGCACACUCUUGAAUCCAGCCGAACAGCCCAAAGCUGGAAGUCCUUCAAGAGAAGUAAAGCUGGCCGGAGCCGUUGGGUCGGACAUUCAAGGCCGUGCCAGUAAUGUCGUCCCUGCUGCUACCCCGGGCUUCCAAUCCCCUACCUCAAAACCUUCGGAAAACAGCCUAGAAGGUGGAAAACCUGAGCUAGGCAAGCGCUCACCAAAUUUAUCAUCUGGAAAAUUCGAUGUUACCACCGCAAAACUAGAUCAGAAGACUGAUUUUUCGCUGCCACAUUCGACGACGACGGAAUCGAAUAGCGGCCGGGUCAGUCCUGACCGGUCCUCAAAAGUGUCAAGUUUUGCGUCCACGUACGAUCAUAGUGCUAGUCAAGGGAAACCCAGCGCCCCACGUGCACGUUCUGGUACGGGGAAACUUGCUGAUAGGUUGAACCCUGCUUUAGCAGGCCUCUUAUCCCGCGGACCUCCUUCUAGCAACGGGUCAUCUAGCGGUUCGAAUGAUAAACCAUCACUGCCAACAUCCUUACAUUCUGGGUCGUCUGAGCCAUCUACACCAGGGAAGUUGACGCACACCACAAAAGGUCGAGCAAAGGGACCGAAAAGAAGGCUACCACAGUCUGCAAAGCCUGAACCGAAAGCACAGCAGAAUGAAGAUAAAACACCCUCAAAAGUCGAAGUAACGACAUCGUGGCGAUUGCCUGAUGCCAACUCUAGUGGUGAUAAAUUCGGCCUGGAUGCUUCACCUACCAAAGAAGAUGUGAGAUCAUUACUCAGAGGGUUCCCGUCGAGCAGGGGGGAGUCGGACGUGGCUAAUGUACUCUUCACACCAAGUGAACUGAAACAAACCAAAGAUAAACCACUGGUAUCCUCGAAGUCUCCUGAUCUUAGAAAGUUUACUCCUACUGGCAAUGGUCCUCAAAGAACCGAUUCAGAAAACGACGGGACUGAGCCCAAGUUGGAAUUACUUUCUUCGAAAAAAUACGUGGAGGUCGACUCUCUUCCCCCUACCCCAACUCCACGAAGAACCACUUCCAGUGACAGUUUCAAGUCUGAGGGAAAGCCAAGUCCACCUCCCAAACCUGCUGCGAUUUCACCCCCAGCAGCAAAUUCUCUAGGCCAAAAGAGUCUUCCUCCCUUCCCACCAGAACGUAUUGACUCCCCUCCUGUACCUCCGAAACAUUCUAGCCCCACGCUUGCUAGACAAAAGUCAACCUUGAUUGGCUCUAAAAUAUCGCCAUUCCCCGAGUCAUCGGAAGCAGUUAAUGUCUUUUCAAGUUUCUUCGACGCUAUGCCAAAAGCAAGUGAUAAAGUUGAAGUCGACCCUCAGGCGGUAUUAAUGUCACGACCGGAUGUAUAUCCCAAAAUCAGCACAAUAUCGAAGCAAAUAUGGGAGAUCACUGGCGAUGGGAAGCGGAAGGAUCUUCCAGCUAACCAAGGGUAUAUACUCUUUGAACAAAGCAUGUAUCUAUGCGUGCAUGUUUUCGAUGUAGCAGGGGGUUCUAAAACCACUCAAGUUCAUCUUUGGUGCGGCGACGAAGUAGCUGAGGCGGCCAUUGAGGACGCACAGCUAUUUGCUCGCAAGGUUGCCCGGGAAAAUAGCUGUAAGCUUGAGCUCGUCAAGCAAGGAAAAGAGGCGCCAAGUUUCAUUCAAGCUCUCGGCGGCAUUAUCAUCACGCGUCGUGGCUCGGGGAGUCGCACCAAUUCUUCUGCAAUGUAUAUGCUCUGUGGCCGCCGACAUAUGGGCCAGAUUGCCUUUGAUGAAGUCGAUCUGGCCGCUUCGAGUCUAUGUUCCGGCUAUCCGUACCUAAUCUCUGCUAAAUUCGGCAAGCUGUACCUCUGGCAAGGUCGUGGAAGUACAGCUGAUGAGCUGGGCUGCGCCAGACUUAUAGGUAUGGACCUGGGCUUAACAGGUGAAAUCGAGGAAGUCAUUGAAGGCAAGGAACCACCGGGAUUCUUCGAGACCUUUCCGGACACUUUCCAACCAACCGCGGGUCAAACGGCAGAUCAUUGGAAAUUGAAGCCCACGAACGGGAAAUAUUGCUGCCGACUUUACCGCAUAGACUAUGAACUUGGGCAGAGGUUUGGAUCUGGCUUUUGGAGUCGUCGCGGGACCUCGUCGCCCGUAACGAGGCCGAAUGAUAUUGUGCAGGAAAUCGAACCGUUCUGCCAGCGCGAUCUCGACCCCAAUUACAUUCACAUCUUGGAUACCUUCUUUGAGAUUUUUGUUAUUGUUGGAGAUCGAGCCCACGCGCGAUCCGCAGAAUUCGCCUCCGCAUUGAUAUUCGCGCAGGAAUACAGCAUCAUGGCUGUAUCUCUGCAAGACCGGCCAUUCCUGCCCAACAGCAGCGUCGUGAUUUACGGACUUCCAAACGAAUGUAAGCGGGCAUUCAGAAAGUGGGAAGAUCGGGGCAUGGUAUCUCCAAGAAAGACGCCAACCGUUAUACCCCUUAAUGCUGCUAUAGAAGCGAUUCGGUGAUUUUAUAUUUGUUUUCUUCACUCUGCUUGCCGUUUUGGAGGAGGUUGAUCAGCUAGCCUCCUCCUCAUUAUGGACUUGUUUUUUGUUUAUUUAAUCCAUUUUCUUGCAUUAAUUUCCAUAGCGGAGCUCGUUUUCAUGUCUUUUUUUGUCUCUUGAUUUUGAUGUGAUCUUGGUGCUACAUUCUCUGUCCUCUAUUCUCUUUUCUUUUCUUGUCUGACUUUUGCUUCUCUGGUUGGUUGGCUGUUUCCUGUUAUACAAUAAUGUGCAUGACAGCGUGUAAGAGGGAUCCCCCUCUUUCUGGCUGAUCUCAGAUCUCAGCUUUUUCGGAUCUGUGUAAAAAGGUUGAUGCAUUGCAUUGGUGUUUGUUAGGGUGCGGGGAGGUGGUUGGGUUGAGGACCCUGGCGAGGGGCUGUUUCUUCUCAUGUAAAAAUUAAGAGACGACUUCUAUACAUACGACAUGUAUCGCUAUAUUGUUAAUCGCAUUAUGAACAAUACACGCUUCUCCUGAGAGUGAGGUAGUACGGAGUACAUGCUCUGGGGCUUAUGGCUUGAUAUCAACCUUUGCUAGUUGCAUAGCAGGCGGAACAAUGCAUUAGGUGCAAUGCCACAGCGAAAGAAGGAAAAUAAAUCAUGUGAAUAUGAAAGAAAUAUGAAGUAUCACAACCAUA